AUGCAGAGAUCUGCUGCUUCGACACCGACGCAGAAUGCGACUCCUUUCUUUUCUACCAAUAUCUGGGGGAACAGCAGCGUCAAUUCGAUCCCUAACGCACAGUCGCAAUCGAGCCAAGGUGGUCGUAGCUCUAGCAGAUCUCGCCCCGGUACCAGUUCGGGUGACAAAGAUAAGGACAAAGAGAGGGAAUCUAACGUCUUGACUAAAGACCGCGAUCGCAAACCUUCUUUUGGGCGCAAACCAUCCUUUUCUUCCCCCUCCAAGGGAAAAAGACGGGGAAGAGGCCAGAUCAGAACCGACGCUGCUAUACCACCCGCUAUCCCCCCUGACUUUGCGCUUGCUGCCGCAGCUAGUCAUGAGGGUCGCAUCUAUUGGUUCAACACAUUGCUCUUUGACAAGCCCGACCUAGCACGUAUGCCUUAUUUUGACAGCCGCAAGCUGGCCUAUCGUGCUACCAAUUAUCUUCUGCUCGGUCUUUCACUACCGGCCGUCAUGGACCUCAACUCAGGCACGCCGCUCGAGUUUCUUCGCUCUCUCAAUACCCUACUCGCCGAGUUUGAAUCCUACCAGCAAAUCCAUACCGAGAAUGGUGUGAACACGAGUUCGCUUUCCCGCGCCCGCAUACCAAAUAUGUUCCGCCGAGGACCUGGUGGAAGAGGUCGGAGGCAAUCAGGUGCCAAUGAUUUGUACACGGAAACCAGCAAUAGUAGCCUAGCUAGCGGUUCAGCCGUGAACUCAAUGCCUACGAGCGUUAUCAACUUCGGUCUUGGCGGUGAGGGUAACGACCUUGUGCCUGGAGAGGAGUACACUCACCUCUUAACGCCGAACCUUCCUUUCGACCCCGACUUUUUUGAGACGUUUGCUACGCUAUGCGACGUAUUAAUCGAUUGCUACUCGAGGCUUAUGUCUCUUCUUCCUACAGCGAAAGACUGUACUCCUAUCAUUGCGGAGCUAUUUACUAAAGCUGAUGCUAAGGUGCGCAAGAUUAUCAUCCAAGGUGUGGUUAAGGAAUUUGAAGAUUCUAGUCGGACGGGCUUGAAACAGGAGAUCGCUAGUGUGGGUAAGGUGGUUCUUGGCGGCUUGAUAUGA
Molecule: messenger RNA, 1089 nt
Organism: Daldinia childiae
Lineage: Eukaryota; Fungi; Ascomycota; Sordariomycetes; Xylariales; Hypoxylaceae
Exons: 3
Coding region: 1-1089 (362 amino acids)
Source: RefSeq, a predicted model, not a curated record